AUGACAGGACGUAAGAAAAGUGCAAUUGCUUCAAAGAACAAUCUAAAGAAGGCCAAUGGGAACAACUACAAGCAUCAAAAGGCACUGAGAAAUGGAAAAAAGUACCAAAAACCAACAACACGCGACGUUACACAUGACAAAGCAAAAAAAUCAACGGAAAUCAGCGUUUCUGAGGACGAGAAGUACGCAAAAAGAAACUUGGGACUUAUAGAAGCUCGUAAACAUCAGAAAGAAGUACAGAAGCGAAGAAGAAAUGCUUUGUUGGCUACAAAACGCCGAUCUGGAAGCCAGGCGAAAGAGAAAAGAUUUGUUUAG
This is a messenger RNA of Bursaphelenchus okinawaensis, 315 nucleotides long. Lineage: Eukaryota; Metazoa; Nematoda; Chromadorea; Rhabditida; Aphelenchoididae. The record is from the annotation of a GenBank genome assembly.